UUGAUGUCAAACUGGUGGAGAUUCAAUUCAAGACUUCAAAGCUCAGCAUCUCUUCCCAAUUCUCAGUCAUCUGGUCAAGGGUUUUUCGUUUUCCCCUAUAUUCCUUCAAUUCUCACUGAGUCAAAUCAAUAACAAGGCGGAGAUCUCCAAGAAAUGGCAAAUCAAGGUGCGAAGAAGCGAAGGGAUGAGAACACACGUCAUAUGAACAAUCUCUUUCGCAUCAUUAUCGCCUGCAAUGUUGUUUACAUCUUGUUAAGAGCAGGGGUGUUCUAUUCAAGUUUUACAUGGCUUCAUUGGAUUGGCUUAAUCUUGACUUCAAGUGCCUACUAUCUCUGCUAUACACAGCUGGCAUCCAUGGCAAAACCUACUUAUUCUGAUAAUGGAGACCUUUUUGAUGGAGGAUUCGAUAUGAGUACUGGUGGAGCUUGUGGAUAUCUGCAUGAUGUUAUUUACAUUACAUGCUUUGUACAACUCACAUCUAUCAUUUCUGGGAAGUUUUGGUGGAUAUAUGCUGUGAUACCAGGAUUUGCAGUGUAUAAAGGAUGGGGUUUAAUUAAGGGAUUUCUCCCUCAGGGAGGCUCAGAGGGAGUUGAAGAAGAUGAAAAGACAAGAAAGAAAAGAGAGAAGAUGGAGAAGAAAGCGUCAAGAGGCAAAUUUGUUAAAGCAAAAGCACGAUAGAAAGGGACUUCAAUUUGAUCAUAUUUUGUUUUGUGAAAUGAUUUUGAGUAUUUAGUCUCGUUGAUUGUAAUGAUAUAUUUACACAUAUAUUCGGCUCAACUUAGACUUAUCUAGAACAACUUUUUAAAUUUGGAUUAGUUUAAUUGCUUUAAAUUAAUACUCAAAUGAUGUUUUCUAGUGUUUAA
Messenger RNA from Lactuca sativa (garden lettuce), 863 nucleotides. RefSeq lists its product as uncharacterized. The record is from RefSeq and is a predicted model, not a curated record. Lineage: Eukaryota; Viridiplantae; Streptophyta; Magnoliopsida; Asterales; Asteraceae. Gene Ontology annotation, biological process: vacuolar protein processing. Gene Ontology annotation, cellular component: intracellular membrane-bounded organelle.